Messenger RNA from Morchella importuna, 582 nucleotides. RefSeq lists its product as uncharacterized. Bases 1 to 582 code for a protein of 193 amino acids. The record is from RefSeq and is a predicted model, not a curated record. NCBI's taxonomy places the organism in Eukaryota, Fungi, Ascomycota, Pezizomycetes, Pezizales, Morchellaceae. The transcript has 3 exons.
AUGAAACUCCUACUCCGUCUCGGCAGCAGGGUCUCGGCCCGUUCCAUGAUCCCAAACCUUCCCCAAUUGGCGAGGACGAGGGCACUCACAAUAUCGCACAGCACCUACUAUGCACGGAAGGUUCCACACCGCGCUGCUACGUUGAACAAAUUCCGGCAGCAGGAAAGCAUAGCGAGUAUCAGCCACACCGAGGAAAUUGACUAUGAUGCGCUGCUCGAGGAGAAGCUCAUGCAGAACGCAGAGGCGCUGGAGAAUGUUACGGAUGAGCAGCUGGCGUACUGGGACUCGGAAGGGUUUGGAAAGCUACUCUCGGAGUACCCAGCAAUAGCGCUCAACAUUCGGGUCCCUCCUGGAGCACCCGUGGCGGAGGUGGACGACGAGAUGGCAGCGGACCUGGCGAUAGAGCUGUAUGUGGCCGGGUAUCCGGCGGAGUUGAUGCAGUCACCGGAUGCGCAGGAGAGGUUUGCGGAAAUGAUGACGAAAUUGAUCGAGGAGUCGAUUCCGGUUAUCAAGGAGGGACUAAGAAUUGGCUGGUUGGCUCCGGUGGAUAAGAAAGUGGCUGCUGUACUGGAUAGUGCGUAG